GUGACAGUGGGUUCAAACAUAAAUUUUCUGAUAAUAUCAGUUUCUCGACGUCCUGGCAAAAACGCAAACUCGAACGAUCGUGGCUGAACACUUGACCGUUAAACUAAAUCAGCCGGGAAAGAAUCGAAAUUUUCUUAAAACGUUCAGUUUGAACAACUAAUUAAAGAUAAAGUAGCGGAAAGAAUUAUUGAAUUUCUUAUGUAAACUCCUGUACAGCUGCCAUCCGUGAAUGUAUUUGGCAGACAAUGGACUCAUCCCUCCUCGUCAAUUAUGUUUUCAACGUCUUUCUGUCAUACACCGCCACUAUGUUAAACAUUAUAACAAUUAGAGCACUGAGAAAAACCUCAUCGCUGCCAAAGAAUUUAAAAACACUAUUGCUGAGUCUGGCUGUUUCUGAUCUUGGUGUUGGAUUUCUGGUCCACCCUUUGUAUGUUGUUUCUCUUGUGAUGAAGUUAAAAGGCGACCCUACGACCAUUGCUUUUUUCACUCAGAAAGCUUUUCAUUUUAUGGGUAUCAUCCUUGGUUUUGCAUCGUUCUUUGCUGUCACGGCGCUAACUGCGGACAGAUUCUUAACCCUGCAGCUUCAUCUCAGAUAUCAGGAACUUGUGACUUACAAGCGUGUUGUUUCUGUAGUGAUGUCAAUUUGGGCAAUAAGUGCAUUUUUUUCCAUACUUGAUCAGUUUUACGGAGAAAUAAUGUACUUUGUUAAAGGUACACUUUCGCCGGUUUUGUUUAUCCUUUCAGCAUUCUUCUAUUACAAAAUGUUUUUGGCCGUGAGACGGCACAGAAAUCAAAUACAGGACUUACAACUACAACAACAAGAACAGAAUGUGGAAGAAACGACAACCGCCGCAAAGCUGAGAAAAUCGAUGGUUGGUACGUUUUACGUUUAUCUUGUGUUUCUUGCCUACUAUUUACCGUAUAUGUUGGUAAAUAUUGUCCGCACUGUAAAAACAACUAGCCUUACCGACACCUUAAGUUAUUACGCCUUGACAUUGGUCUUUCUUAAUUCGUCUCUCAAUCCUUUGGUUUAUUGCUGGAAGAUGAGACAAAUUCGACCUGCCAUCCGGGAUAUACUGCAGAAUAUCUUGCCAAUCACGGAUAAGGAAGGUCCUUGGAAGAUCGAACGUUAAUUUGAAACAUUUGUUUCAAAAAAGGGUUAAGUUUGGUUUCAGUAAAACGUUUCUGGGAUAAUCUGUUUAUUAGCCAUGACAAAUGUUACGGC
Porites evermanni is the source of this 1225-nucleotide messenger RNA. NCBI's taxonomy places the organism in Eukaryota, Metazoa, Cnidaria, Anthozoa, Scleractinia, Poritidae. The record is from the annotation of a GenBank genome assembly.